UACCUGACAAGUGGCGUCCGCCGAACAUAUCAAAUCGCCUCCAAUUCAGGCGAAAAACAGGAGAGAUCUUGGAAUACGAAGGAGUCAUCGGCGAGAACGAUCAACACGCGACCUAAACUAGACCAUGAUGAUAAUACCGAAGAGGUGGAUUUGGUUGAGGAAUCAGAUCGGUUAGUAGAAAGAGAAGAGAAAAAAGAAUCUAGAGCUUGCACAGAGGCAAAUGAUGCAGAAAGUCCUAUCAGAGUCACCGCUUCCCCCGUAGGAUCCUUUCCUUGUCUGCCUGUCUCAGUGAUUUCACGCGACCGCUGCCACCGUAUUCGUGCUGCUCAAAACAUUGUUCUACACUCUGCCUCAAACCGUUGA
Messenger RNA from Protopolystoma xenopodis, 363 nucleotides. Lineage: Eukaryota; Metazoa; Platyhelminthes; Monogenea; Polystomatidea; Polystomatidae. The record is from the annotation of a GenBank genome assembly.